CAUCUUCCAGCUGUUGUGCGGCUCAUUAAAUAUUGACAGCAGCAGUAGGGCCCGGACCAGGCGGAACCAGGCCGCGGCUGGCUGCAGUGCCCCGGUACGCCUGCAGGGGCGGUGCUGAGAGGCUUCUGUCCAUGGUGCUGAAGAUUCGGCGGCUCUAUCCGGGGUGCUGAACAGCUCGGGGUGCUGGGUGAACCCUGACGCCGUGGACACGUUCCAUCAGUCCGGUCUGUCGCGUCCUGGUGGCGUCUUGGAGCCGCGGGAGUAACGGUGGUUGGCUGCAGUGAUCGUCCGUGCGGCAGCCUGGAGAUGUCAGAGUGGAGGGGGAGGGGAGCAACAGUCUGAGCGAGAAAAUGAAUUUGAAGCUCAGACGCUGAGCCAGAAGUGGAGCAAAGGAGCCACCAAACCACAAAGGACAAGCAUUUAUAUCAAAAUGAGCCAGGACAUCACAGAGACGCGAACACGAACUCGCUCCAAAGGCGUUCGUGUGUCGUCUGAACUAUUGGGGCCAGAGAUGAAGCAAGAGCUGAGCAGUAGCUGCCCCACCCCUGGAUGUGAUGGCAAAGGUCACGUUAGUGGACGGUACUCAAGGCAUAGAAGUGUCCUGGGGUGCCCGAUCGUGAAGAAGAGGAAGCUGGAGGAGGCUGAGGCUGAGGCUGAUGACAACCUAUGUUCUCCCAAAAGGAGGAACCAGCCUGGUAAACUGGCAGCAGAGAAGGAGUCCACCACCGACAGUGACGUGGCAGAAGAGGAUGGAGAGAAGAAAGAGGAGGAUGAGGAAAAGCAGGACGAAGAGAAGAAAGACGAAGCAAGCGGCAGAUUGGAGAUGAUACACACAGAGCCCUCAGCCAUGACCACAGCAGACACAGAACCAGAUGAGUCAUCACUUCAUCUCCCGCCUGAAGAUGACAAAAACCAAAAGCUCACCCCAGAAACUGAGAGUAAACUUGAACAGGAGGAAACUAACAAGGAGGUGAAACCAGUGACCGUCACAGAUUAUCACCAACCAGAGGAAACAGAGGAGAAGGAGGAGCAGGGAGGUCCACUGGCGACGAAAGAGCAGCCGUCAGAGCAACCUGAACAACAGCCAAGUGUUCCUGAGCUGAAGGAGACGCACGAGGAGAAAGAAAAGGAAGCUGAGGAAGAGGAGGAGGAAGAUCACACAGCGGAUUUUACUGGAGACGAGUGGAAAGUGGAGAGGCAGAUCCUAAGCCAAGAGAACUCUGAUCAUCAGUACUCCAGCGGAGACUACAACCAUCAGGCUAAAGGUUUAACAGAGCAGCAAAGUACGAGGGCUGAGCCAGACGAUGAGGGAGAUGAGGAAGAUGGCGAGGAAGCGCAGGAAGGUACAGACGAGAGAGAAAGAGAAGAAGGGGAGGUUCACCAACAUGCUGAUACACUGUACACUUUGAGUCCACGCACUCAGGAAUCUGAAGCUGAGCUAUGUCUCAGGGAAGAAAAAGUCAGCACCCCCAUCAGUGAUGAAGAAGACAAUGAGGAGGAGCAGGAGGAGGAGAAAGAGGAUGAGGAGGAUGAAGGGCGCAGGAAGGAAGUAGGAGAAGUGGUGGAGGAGGAAGAGGAAGGACAGGACUCCAGCAAAGCCUCCCCAACUACUGUGGUCAUAGAUGUCAGGUCUGAGGAUGAGGAGGAGGAGGAGGAAGAGGAGGAGGAGGAGGAAGAAGAAGAGGAGGAGGAGGAAGAGGAGGAAGAGGAGGAGGAGGAGCAAGACCGUAUUUCAGAGGGCUCAGGAAUCACUGAUGACUCGGAGAACUGGGACAUGACGCGGGGGAACCUGGGGCUGCUGGAGAAGGCGAUCGCCCUGAAGGCAGAGGAGGUGCAGGGGAGUCAGGAGGCGCGCAGCUCCCCCGACUACCAGCCGUACUCCGGCUCCAGCAGGAGCUCUGAGGCUGCAGGGGUCUCUAACCGCAGCGGCCACCACAGCAAAGAGAAAAAGGAGGUGAAGUGUCCGACGCCGGGCUGCGACGGGACGGGUCACGUCACUGGGCUGUACCCGCACCACCGCAGCCUGUCGGGCUGCCCACACAAAGACAGGAUCCCUCCAGAGAUCCUGGCCAUGCAUGAGAACGUCCUGAAGUGUCCGACUCCUGGAUGCACAGGCCAAGGCCACGUGAACAGUAACCGCAACACACACCGCAGUUUGUCCGGCUGCCCUAUAGCCGCAGCAGCCAAACUCAACAAGGGCCAGGACAAGCAGGUCCAGUUACAGUCUGCAGCCAGUGAACCCUCCUCGAACUCGGACCGCGUGCUCAGGCCCAUGUGUUUUGUGAAGCAGCUGGAGAUCCCUCAGUACGGCAGCUACCGGCCCAACGCCGUGACCACCACGCCUCGAGCCAACCUGGCCAAGGAGCUGGAGAAGUACUCCAAGGUGUCCUUUGACUAUGCAAGCUUCGACGUCCAGGUGUUUGGGAAGCGCAUGCUUAUUCCAAAGACGCCUGGCACCACGGAGACGUCGCCCAAAGCUUUCAAAUCUAAAUCAUUCCCUAAAGCCUCCUCCCCAAGCCACACAGUGUCUGGAGGAUUCUCUAAAAGUGCCUCCUCCUCCAGUAGCUAUGACUACAGCCAGGACGCAGAGGCAGCCCACAUGGCAGCAACGGCCAUCCUCAACCUGUCCACGCGCUGCUGGGAGAGACCGGAGAGUCUGCAGACCAACCCAAGGGAGGUCUGCCCCCGGGAGUCAGACAUCGAAGUGGAUGAAAACGGCACCUUGGACCUCAGCAUGAAAAAAAACAAGCGGGAUGACAUGCAGUCUCCAGAGCCGUCGUCCUCCUCAUCCUCGUCCUCUCAGUACGUUGGAACCAGCUCGUCUCAGGGCCGCUCGCAGCCCGAUUGGGACGGGCCGCUGGACUUCACCAAAGCAAGCAGCGGCAAGGAAGAAGACCACGAAGAGGUGGAGUACACAGCGCCCUCCUACACCUCAUCUGAUGGGGAGGAAGAGGACCAGGAGAACCUGGAGGACAGGAAGUACCCCGGUGAGGUCACCACAUCCACCUUCAAGGUCAAGUUCCAGCCCAAAGACAGCAAAAAAGAGAUUCUGGUAUGUCCGACCCCAGGCUGCGAUGGCAGUGGACACAUCACUGGCAACUAUGCAUCUCAUCGAAGUCUGUCAGGCUGUCCUCUUGCUGAUAAAUCACUUCGGACCCUCAUGGCUGCCCACACAGCUGAACUAAAGUGUCCCACCCCAGGCUGUGACGGAUCGGGCCACAUCACGGGAAACUACGCGUCACACAGGAGUCUGUCGGGAUGCCCUCGAGCCAAGAAGGGCAGCGUCAAAUCCACCCCCACCAAGGACGACAAGGACGACUCCGAGCUGCUGAGGUGUCCGGUUCCGGGCUGUGACAGUCUGGGCCACAUCAGUGGGAAGUACGCCACGCACCGCAGCGCCUACGGCUGCCCGCUGGCUGCCCGGCGCCAGAAGGAGGGUCUGCUCAACGGCACGCCCUUCUCCUGGAAGGCCUUCAAGACCGAGGGCCCCACCUGCCCCACGCCGGGCUGCGACGGCUCCGGCCACGCCAACGGCAGCUUCCUCACGCACCGCAGUCUGUCAGGUUGUCCCAGAGCAUCGGCUAACAAGAAGAGAGCCAAGUUCCCUGGAGACGAGUACAUCACUGCCAAGUUCAGAGCCAGCGAUGUUUUGGAUAAUGACGAGGAUAUCAAGCAACUGAACAAGGAGAUCAACGAGCUUAGCGAGUCCAACUCAGAGAUGGAGACUGAUGUGAUGAACCUUCACACUCAGAUCUCGUCAAUGGAGAAGAACCUCAAGAGCAUGGAGGAGGAGAACAAACAGAUCGACGAGAAGAACAAGGCCUUGUUUCUGGAGCUGUCGGGCCUGAGUCAGACCCUGAUCCACAGCUUGUCCCACAUCCGCCUGCCCACCAUGGAACCGCUGUCCGAGCAGAACUUCGACAGCUACGUGGAAACCCUGACCCACAUGUUUACCAAUAAGGACUGCUACCAGAACCCCGAGAACCGGGCUCUGCUGGAGUCCAUCAACCAGGCGGUGAAGGGCAUCGAGGUGUGACCACGCAGGGAAAUCCACUCUUUAUUUCCAGAUGUAAUUUAUUCUUCUGAGUUUAAACUUUGUCCUCAGUUCCUGUUUGUUUACUGUUUGCAUGUUGCUUUAUGACGGUGUGAGUGAACCGGUCCGUGUGGACCUGAGCCGUGGUAGCACACUGGGCUCCAGGCCUGGAGCCGUGGCGCCGUGAGCAGACUCUUAGUUAGUGGACAUAUCCCAUCUACUCAGUAAUGUUAAUAGUAUUCUAUAUGAGCGUAGUGCUGUCGACUUAUUGGGACUAGUUUGUAGAUUCAUUCUUACGAUUGCUGUGAAACUAUUUAAGUCCUUUGCAGAUACUGGUUUAAGAACUUUCUGUACUCAUGUCUGCUGUACUCUUUCUGUUUGCCUAUUUAUUUUGCAUUAAAUAAUUAUGAUUAUUAUUUAUUUAACGCUACCUGAGAAGACUUAACCAAGAGAAGGAAUCAUUUCCUCUGAAUUGCUGAACAAAGAGGAAAUAUUUUAAGAUAUCAACUAUGAAUGAGUUUUAUAUAUCUUAUUUAUUUAAAAUACUGGGAUCUUUUUAAGUGCAAAUAUUUUCUAACUGAAAGUUUUUUAAUAAUUUUCUAUAGAUUUUUUUGGUUAUGUUUAUAUGAGUUUCCUUUUAUUUCCACAAACUAUUUUGAGUACAUUGCAAUACACUGGGAAAAUUGAGCUGCACAUAUUUGGUAUUUAUUUGGUGAACAAGAACAAAGUGAUGGUGAAUAUUUAUUUUGUAUUGUCUAUGUGUUAACGAUGGCUGUGUAUGGAUUAGUCUUUAAGUUGCUCUUGAAAUAAAAGUUAACCUACAGUGAAA
Molecule: messenger RNA, 4862 nt
Organism: Betta splendens (Siamese fighting fish)
Lineage: Eukaryota; Metazoa; Chordata; Actinopteri; Anabantiformes; Osphronemidae
Product: myelin transcription factor 1-like
Exons: 23
Coding region: 431-4036 (1201 amino acids)
Biological process (GO): regulation of transcription by RNA polymerase II
Cellular component (GO): nucleus
Molecular function (GO): RNA polymerase II cis-regulatory region sequence-specific DNA binding; zinc ion binding; DNA-binding transcription factor activity, RNA polymerase II-specific
Source: RefSeq, a predicted model, not a curated record